This is a messenger RNA of Durusdinium trenchii, 2301 nucleotides long. Lineage: Eukaryota; Dinophyceae; Suessiales; Symbiodiniaceae. The record is from the annotation of a GenBank genome assembly.
CCAGACUCGAACACGGCAGACUACGGCACACCCGUUCGACACUGGGACCCAUGGGCCAGUCCACCGGUGAUUAGCCGAUUAGGCCGGCAUGCAGGAGAGAGUCAAGCCUUGGCCUACAUUCAGUUGAUCUCACGCUCCUACAUUGUGCACGAUGGAGCCGGUGUCAAGCUUUCCAGAUUAUCCCACGACUGUUCCACGGCAAGCUGCUCAGGAGCCGCUCACACUACCACCUUCAGCAUCUCCUGAAUUGCAGGAGCACUUUACUCGAUUGGUGCAAGAGAAGCGUGAGUUGAAAGACUAUGCAGACCGUGUGACACGCGAGCUACGCAGGUACCAGCAAUCUCGGCCAGCACCUGCUGCCACACCGGAGGAUGAUUUGCCCUUGCCACCAUGGGCCACGAAUAUGCAGAUGAUGUCCCCAUUGUUGUUCGCCUACGAGGAGCGCAUCGCUGAGCUCGAAGCGGUCAUUGAGCGUUCCGUCAGCCUGGCAGAACAGGCACAGCUGCUCGCAAAAGAAAACGAUCAGCUGCGCGCCGAACUGCAUGAUCGAACAGAGCAGCUUCGGAAUGCUCAGAUCUUAGGUGGAACUCAAGGUGAGAUUCAGAGCUUGAAUGCCAAAGAACAGCAGGAGGAGAUUCAAGAGCUGUACCGCUUGAGCGUUGAGCAGAACGAGGCUUUGGCCCAGCAAAACCAGUUGCUGAAACUGCAAUUGGAGCGCAUGCAGCAGACCCUGGCUGCGGGGCGUCAGCAAGCGCAGGAGGUGUACGUGAAAGCGCAUGAGAAUCAGAAUGCAUUGUCCGAAGAGAGGCAACGUGGUGAGGCUUUAGCCCGACAACGACUUGCAGCAGAGCAGAAGCUGGAGGAGGUCACGGGCGAGUUGUUGGAGCAAGUGAAUAAGCGGGAUGCUCUGGAAGCUGAGAUUGAAUCUCUUCGCCACGAGCUUGAAGUACAGAAGCAAGCGGCCGACAUCAAUCAGAAGUCAUUCCAAGAAAGGUGUGCUUUGGCCAUGGAUGAGGAGGAGCGGCUGAAGGCAGAAUUGGGGAGAACCACCAAGAGCGAGCGGGAAUAUCGACGGCAAGCCUUAGAGGCCCAGAAAAGUCUUGAUGAGACUGCUGAGCAACUUCAUCUUGCUCGAAAAGAGUUGGAGUCCAGCAAACAGACCGCCGAAGAGUUUCUGCAAAGUACAGAAACGCUGCAACGGCGUUUGCUUGACGUCAAGGAUUUGUACGAGGACAAGAAAGCGCAAUUGGCCUCGACGGAGGCCAAGUUGGCUGAGCUGCAGAUCGAAAAGGAUCGAUGGACAGGCACAGAGGAGGCAACCAAGAAGCAAGCAGAACGGGUGGAGGCGCGGCUCAAAGAGGAAAUGGCCACCAUGAAGAUGGAAAGAGAACAGGAGUUCUCCAGCUUCAAGAGCUCGCAGCAAAGACUCACCGAUGACUUGAAAAAGAGGCUGCGAUGCAGUGAACAGAGGGCUUCAGAGGCUGAAUCAAAGGUGGGCCUCUACGAGAAACAACGAGAGUGGGAGGCCUCUGCUUUGGAGAGGCAAAGCGCAUCACACCGUGAAGAGAUUGAGCAUCUUCGAGCAGACUGUGAGGAGGCUCAGCAGGCGCGACUUCGGCUAGAUCGACAGGUCACAGAGCUGCAGCAGCAAGCGGCAAGACUACAAGGCAAGCUCGACACGAGCUGCGCAGAUGCCAAAGAGCAAAGUUCUCGUGCUGCAGCAGAACAGGCAAGCCUGCGCUCACAGCUCCAAGCUGCAGAGCAGAACUUGAAUCAGGUUCAAGAUGAUCUAAGGGCUGCAAAGGAGAAGGCUCGCACUUGCGAGGAGACCUGCUCAAAGGCUCAAGCAGACCUGCAGGAAGAGCGUCUUAGGGCAACCAGCAACGUUGAGACGGCCAAGCGCCACGCCGACUCGGAAUGCCGACGGCUCCAGCGGCAGCUGAAGGCCAUGACCUCUCGAGCGCAGCAGGAAGAAGUGCGAGCGGCCGAGAUGCUCCGAGCACAGGAGGCCCUCCGCUUGCAGUGGCAAGCUGAGCUGGGCCACGAGCGAGAUGAACUUGAAUCGAAGGUGGAGCGGCUCCGGAGAGAGAACAAAGCCAUCAAGGAGAAGGUCCGCACAGGCCUACAGGCUUUGGCUGCAGGACCAGAUGUUGUUUGCCGAUUAUCGCCUUAAGUAUUGAGAUGGUUUUGAGAUGAGUCCAAACUUAAUUUAUUGUAAGGGGAUUCCUUUGGCAAAAAUGAACACCAACCAUUUUGUUGCAAGCCAAAGACGAAAUUACUUAUCCACGGGGUGUCAAAAAU